This is a messenger RNA of Melopsittacus undulatus (budgerigar), 2173 nucleotides long. RefSeq names its product cytosolic arginine sensor for mTORC1 subunit 2 (gene CASTOR2). The record is from RefSeq and is a predicted model, not a curated record. NCBI's taxonomy places the organism in Eukaryota, Metazoa, Chordata, Aves, Psittaciformes, Psittaculidae. The transcript is spliced from 9 exons. Gene Ontology annotation, biological process: negative regulation of TORC1 signaling. Bases 269 to 1258 code for a protein of 329 amino acids.
UCCAGCGAGCACCAGCUGCUCGGCGCUCCGCUGCCUCCUGCCCGGCUCCGCUCCGCGCCCCGCCGGCCUCCCCACCGCUACCCCGCUCCGACUCGGGCACCCCCUGCUCACCCACACCCGCCGCUGCCUGCCCCGCAGCCGGGAAGGGGAGAAGGAAGCAGAGGGAGGAGAAAAGGCAGCGACAAUAACAGCCCCCCUCCCCCUCCCCAUUCAAAAACACAAAAUAAACCCUGGGGAUAGAUGAACUACAAAUGAGAAAGAGGAAAAGAUGGAACUGCACAUCCUAGAGCACAGGCUCAGAGUGGCCAGCAUAGCCAAGGAGAGCAUCCAGUUGUUUACCUAUGGAUUAAUCAAACUUGCUUUCCUGUCCUCUAAGACGAGGUGCAAGUUCUUCAGCCUCACAGAAACCCCAGAGGACUACACCAUCAUUGUGGAUGAAGAGGGCUUCCUAGAGCUUCCUUCCUCGGAACACUUGAGCGUGGCUGAUGCGACAUGGCUUGCCCUCAACGUGGUGUCUGGUGGAGGUGGCUUCUCUGGCUCCCAGCCCAUCGGAGUGACCAAAAUUGCCAAGUCAGUAAUAGCACCACUAGCUGACCAAAACAUCUCAGUGUUCAUGCUCUCCACCUAUCAGACGGACUUCAUCCUGGUACGUGAGCGAGACCUGCCCUUCGUGAUGCACACACUGGCUGCUGAGUUCACCAUCCUCAGAGUAGUGAAUGGGGAGACAGUGGCUGCUGAUGACCUUGGGAUAACAAAUGGAUUUGUCAAACCAAAACUAGUUCAGAGGCCUGUCAUUCAUCCCCUUUCCAGUCCGAGUAAUAUGUUCUGCGUCACCAGCCUGGAUCCAGAUACCCUUCCUACUGUUGCUACACUACUAAUGGAUGUCAUGUUUUACUCCAAUGGAGUAAAAGAAUCAGUGGUGGGCAAUGAAGACUCGGGACACAUUCGCUUUUUCUCCUUUUCUCUCAUCGAGGGUUACAUCUCCUUGGUCAUGGAUGUCCAGACACAGCAGAGAUUUCCUAAUAAUUUGUUGUUUACAAGUGCAUCUGGUGAGCUCUGGAAGAUGGUGCGGAUUGGUGGGCAGCCUCUUGGCUUUGAUGAAUGUGGAAUUGUUGCUCAGAUUUCUGAGCCUUUGGCCGCAGCUGACAUCCCAGCCUACUACAUCAGUACUUUUAAGUUUGAUCACGCGUUGGUACCUGAAGAAAAUAUAAACGGUGUGGUCAAUGCACUCCAAGUCAGUCAAGCUGAAAAGCAUUAGAGAUCUUCUGAGCUGGUUCCAGAUGCUUUUUAUUAUUAUUAUAAUUAUUAUUAUUAUUAUAAUUAUUAUUAUUAUUCUUUUUUUCUCACAGUAUUUCUUGAAAAAUCUGAUUCCAGAGAGUGACAUGAAAAGAGACUGUGGAAGGUUGAGCAGAACAGCUCCAAUAAGCCUUGGGUUUAAUUAUUAAUAUUGUUAUUUUAUUAAAUCUACGAAUGAGGGGCAGGAGGAAGGGGAGGUGAGAUGCUUUCCUGAUGGUCCUCUCCAAGGUGAGGUGUAACCUGCCUGUGUUCUUGGGGUGGAAGGAGCUGCCUGGGGACACAGUCUCCCCCCACGGGUGCUCUGCUCGGCUGGGAUGGACAAGCCCUUGCUUAGAGAGAGCCCCGAGAACCUUAAAUCCAACGACAUGUGGAAUUAAACAGAAAAGAUGUUGCAUAGUACUGGCUUGUCUCCUCGCAUCAGACUUCCUGAGGACUGUUCCUCAUUGCCUGCCUUGAGAUAGGGAUGGGAAUCGGGUUCUGUUUCCCCUGACAAAACUGUUUGGUGUUGGAAAAGGGGAAGGUAUCAGGUUGUUUGGAUUUUCCCCUUUUCCCUGUCUCCCUGCAGUCAAAGCCUGGCUGCUCUGGGAAAGCCUGGGCAUGGGGAGCAUUGCUUUGACCCACCUUCAGGUGGGGACACCGAGACUUCCAUCUGUAUUGAAACGUGGCCAUUUUAGCUCAGAUUUCCCCCAUCACCUUCCCCUUUCCCCCAGUGUCCUCCUGCCAUGUCCUCUGCCCCAGGACAGCUGCUGUCCCCUCAUCCUCACAUCAGAGCCAUCCUCUUGUCCCCCAGGGCCAGCAAGACAAGGGAGGCAUCUUUCCUCCUGUCUCCUCAGGCUUUUUCCCAUCCACGUUGUACAUGGGCACAUGAAGGAUUGCC